AUGCGCCGUGAAGAGAAUAUAGCUUAUAUAUCAUCGAAUCGUCCUUCAUCAUUGAAUAUUGUGCCGAAAAAUCGUUCAUAUAAUGAUGAGCAAAUGCGUGGUGCUCUCAUUUUCUCUGAUGCAAAUUCACAACGUCAAAUAACAGUCUCAGGUAUGGGAGAAUUUUCACUACCACCAGAUCGUGUUAAACUAAUACUUAUUAUUUCAAGUACAAAAUCCAAUGUUGAAGAAGCAAAAAUUAGCGUACAAAGAAGAUUACGAUAUGUUGAACAAACAUUGAGAAACUUUGGUGUUAAGGUGAGU
Didymodactylos carnosus is the source of this 303-nucleotide messenger RNA. NCBI's taxonomy places the organism in Eukaryota, Metazoa, Rotifera, Eurotatoria, Philodinida, Philodinidae. The record is from the annotation of a GenBank genome assembly.